AAUUUAGUGGAAGCACUCACUCGUUGACAAGCCUCACUUGCCAAACAGGAUUGCGCGAUGCUGUUGUCUCGCUUGCGUUAGAGAGAAAGCAGGGAGACAAUAGCUAAGAAAUCAGAAGCACUCUUGGGGCUCAGGCUCGGCGGCCAAACGGAGCGGGGUGGCCCCUGCCCGCUCUGGCCGAGUCCCUGCUCCUGCCGGCCAAAGGCGGACGCGGCUCCGUGCGGGGCGAGCCGGGCGCUCCGUGCGCGGCGCUGGAGCGGCCAAAGGCGGCCCCGCCCCGCCCGUCCCGCCCCGCCGCGGGCCGGGGCCGGGGCCGAGCGCUCGGGCGGGCGGCGCUCAGGAUGCUCGGGCAGCGCCGCGGGCCGGGCGGGCGCGAUGGAGCCGCCUGAGGGCUGGGAGCCCUACGGGCGGCCGGGCCGGCGCACGCAGCGGCUGCUCAGCGCCCUCGGCCGCCGCUACGGGCUGGAGCGCGGCGUGGAGAACGAGACCGUCGUGCUGGCCGCCGGCCCGGAGCAGCACCUGCAGGAGAUCUUCCAGCGCCUGCACUGCGCCGGGGCGGGCCGCAUCCCCGGCGAGGAGCUCCGCACGCUGUGCCGGGUGCCGGGGCCGCAGGAGGCGGCGGAGCCCGAGCGGUGCGCGGGGCUGUGGGACGGGCUCUCGGCCGAGCUCACCUUCCGCCACUUCCACGCGCGGCUCCGCGGCCACUUCAGCACCCGCGCGGGGCCGCGGCUGCCGCUGGGCCGGGAGAGCGAGCGCAUCGAGAGCCAGAUCCGCCCGCGCAGCCCCCGCCGCCGCCGCGCCCGCCCCGCCGAGCCCGAGCGGCGGCCGCCGGGGCCCUGCUCCCGGGAGCGCUGCCAGGAGACGGUGGCGCUGGAGCGGGCCGAGGAGCGCAUGGCCGAGCUGCUCGAGGAGAAGGGCAGCCUGCGGGAGCUGCUGGAGGACAUGCGGGCCGCCCUGCGGAGCAGCGAUGCGCGGUGCCUGGCGCUGCAGUCUGUUGUUGGCCCCAGGAAGAUGCUGCUUGGAUUCUGCAGACCCCAUGCGUUGGUACCAAGCUGAAAGUUCUCUGGUGCUCCACAGCAGCCCAGUUACCCACAGGUGGGCCCAGAGCAGCUCCAGAAGCGCCACGGGAUUCUGACAGAUGAAUUUCUGUCCCUCAGGAAAGCAGAGCCAGUUCUGAAGGUAAAGGGUCUCACCCUGCACCCACCUUUGCACAGCAGCAGCUGUCCCAUGCUUUGUGGAAGGCACAUAAUGUGUGACAAUCUUCAUUCAGCACAACACUUCUGCAAGUAUAAAUAUUUGUUAAAAUUAGUGUUGUUAGCACUGGCUUAGUCAAUCUUAGUGAAACCCUGGGCACAAAAUCAUUUUUUAUUGUAGUUGGGUUUUUUUGGUUCUUUGCUUUGGUGCUCAGAGAUAAUGGAGGAAGGGGUAGGUGUUCUGUUCAACUUGCCUGUCAGUGUUCAGCGAGCAAGGAAAAAAGAAGUUUUUCACCAGCUGGUUUAGGAGUUCUAAAAGCAAUUGUGAUGUCCCUAAUGAGGGGGUGGGGGCACUGCUAACAGCCUGGAUUGUCCCCACUGUUCCCUCUUCACCACAGUGCUGUGUAGAUCCAGAGCCUUGUACCUUCGACCUGAUGGUGCAAAAAUCCCCCCAACAUCCCUCCGUUUGCAAAAAGAAAGGCUUUGUGCUCAUUAACAUGAAAAGCUGUAUGGGUGGCCUGCAGCUAAUGUUCUUCUGUUGGCUGGAGCCCAGUCAGUGUUCACAUCAAAAUUACUGACCCAGCCCUGAGCUGCUCUUAAAACUGGUUUGAUCAAAGAGACUGAAGCUCUGGUGACUACAAAUCCUCUAGGAAAACAAACACAGCAACUAUGAGAAUUUUGGUGACAAAAGCAGAGUUGAACCUUUGAGGCCACCUCAAUGCCACCUCCCCUCACCCUUUUGUUUUUAAUUUAUUUAACGUUCUUAGUUCCAGUCCUUGCAUGAAAUGGGCUCUCAGCAACGAGCUGCUGGGGUUCCUCGGCGUGUCCCUUUGUGCUCCCAGUGCUCCUGGUCUGCUUUGGCUGGGAAACCUGUCCAUGGUGCACUCUGUGUCUGUUUCCUGUCAUUCCAAUGCACAGCUACAGGAAUGUAGCUUGGCAGAGAAACACUUGGAGUAUUUUAUUGGAUAACUUACAUCUUGCACUUCAUGACAUUGUGUUAAUCAUGAAAUAGAUAAACCUAGAAAAACCUCGGGCUGUGGCACUUAUCUGGUUGGGCGUUAUGCGUUGUGUUGUUGCAGUGUUGUGUUGUUACUUACCGUUUGUUUUAAGCUGUUCUUGUUGAAUCUUGUUGAAUCCCCAGUUUCAGUCUCUUGUGCUCCGAGUUGUACCUUCCACCACAGUUCCUGUAUCCUCAGUUUCCCCCUUACCUUCCGUCGAGCAAGGCCUCUGCUGCUUCCCACGUGCCCAGCAAACUGGUGACGCUGCCCAAUAAUAAACAAAUUGAGAGACUCCCAUGAUGCUUAGCUCUAAGGCAGAAGUUUGAUUAACACCAAAAAUCCCUAAAAGCAACAAGCAGGCAUGAGAUCUAAAUCUACAAGAGACACCAUUAAGUGUGCAUAACAUCAAGCUAUGCAUGGAUAGUUUCCAUCUUCGCACAGUCACCUCACCAUCACCUGGAAAGCAUCACGACAGGAUGACUCCCUAGACUACGCGAGCCAAAGUGCAUUCCUGGGAACCCACGUGAGGACGCAACCCUGGAUUCUGCAGCGUGAGCAGUGGAUUUGACUUGCACCUCCUCCUCAUUGGUAUCCAGUGGGAGCAGCAGCGGUGUGCGCAGCCCCUCAAGUUCCCCUUCCCAUAGCUGUCUUAAUAAAGACCUUUGAAAAGGAGAUUUCUAUCCUGUCCCUGUUUUUAAAAAUCAGACUCUGUCAUAUCACGAGUUCCUGGAACACAUUUUCAAACCUUCCAGCUGUAGCCCAAGGGAAGCUGUUUCUGUCUUGCAUCACAAAAUUGGCAGGUUUUUUGCAAAGACAGUCCUUUAAAAAGGACUUGUUGCAUGGAUUGACAUCCAAGGGGUUGCUUUCAAAGACAGACAAAAAACGCAUGAACAAACAGCAACCAACCGUACCACAUAUUAAAAACAAGUACUUUCUUUUUAGCUCUUACUAUUAAUAUUUUCCAAGCUGGUCUCCUCUUCCACUGCAGUGGUUUUUUUUUUGGACAGAAAAAUACCCUUGCCCGAUGAUGUGACUUAACAAGGCAAACAGAACUUACACACAAUGGAUAUAUUACAGCUAAACAUGCAGAGUCCCAUUUCACAAUCAUCACAAUUUAUUUUCUGUUUCUUUUGUUUUCAGAAGGGUGAUGUUGCGGCGCGUGUUUAUUUUAUCCAGUUUAUUGUUAUAAUAGUUUGUUCCUGUGCACCCCUGUGUUUUCCCCGGUUGGUUUGUCCCCAAGUCGUAUCCACCCCUGAAACUCCCCCGUUUGGCAUUGCCCGCCCCUUGUCCCAGUUCCUGCCUGUCCAUCAUUGUAACUCCGCCCCUUGUUCCAGCACCUUCCUUGUCAGUCCCACCCUGGGCCAAUCCCGUGUUGCUCCGCCCCCUUGGAAAUCCCCUGUUCCUCGACGCCCCAUUGGCCCACGUGACCGUUUCUCCUCCCCCUGCUGCCCUCAUUGGUUCAGCUCUGUGAGACCCUGCCCUCCGCUCCGCCCUAAGGAUGCCUCAGUGCUGAAGUGUUUGUACACACGCCCUGCUUUGCCCCGUGUUUAAUCCUGGGCACAGAAAUGCUGUUUGUUACUGAAUCCUGCAGUCCUAAUAAAUGUGUUGCAACCUC
Molecule: messenger RNA, 3806 nt
Organism: Oenanthe melanoleuca
Lineage: Eukaryota; Metazoa; Chordata; Aves; Passeriformes; Muscicapidae
Product: EF-hand and coiled-coil domain-containing protein 1-like
Exons: 2
Coding region: 376-1056 (226 amino acids)
Source: RefSeq, a predicted model, not a curated record